Molecule: messenger RNA, 3161 nt
Organism: Daucus carota subsp. sativus
Lineage: Eukaryota; Viridiplantae; Streptophyta; Magnoliopsida; Apiales; Apiaceae
Product: DNA topoisomerase 1
Exons: 16
Coding region: 220-2907 (895 amino acids)
Biological process (GO): chromosome segregation; DNA topological change; DNA replication
Cellular component (GO): chromosome; nucleolus
Molecular function (GO): DNA topoisomerase type I (single strand cut, ATP-independent) activity; DNA binding
Source: RefSeq, a predicted model, not a curated record
AAAAAGUAAAUGUAAAUUAGGUUAGAAGAGUAAGAAAAAAGGGGCAUUUAUCCAACAAAUUUCUCGAUUUCAACCCGGUGAAUCCAAACACACCAACACUGCUCGUAACGUCCCAUCUAUUAGCCCUAGCUCUGCUUGCCCCACCCCAAUCUCCCCGCCGGCGUUGCUUCUUCACACACAUCGUCUCUCUCCCUCUCAAUCUCUCUGUCUCUCUCUGAAAUGGAGCAUGGAUCUGAUAGCGAGGAUGAUAAGCCCUUAAUAUUUAAGAGGAGUAACACGUCAGUAAAGCAAAACCAGGCCAAGCCAGAUGUCAAAAAAUCAUCAGUGCAGAAGCCUGAUGGCAAGUCGGGGAGACCAAUAUCUGAUGUACGGUCUACCAAUGGUCAUGAUUCUAAUGUUCAAAAAGGUAAAACAGUUCCCUCCACCAAGGGAUCACCUGUUGUAUCGCCAUUGGCCAGCCCAAAAGCAUCGGUUUCAUCGUCCAAGGCAUCACAAGUGAAGCCGCCUGUGGGAAGUACAAAAGCAUCGACUUCUGGGGCUGACCAAUCCAGACAAAAUUCUCAGCAGAACAGAACUGCUAUUGUUAAAGCAGAGAGGCCAUCUGGAAUACCUAAGGAGGAACCAGACAGUGGCUCUGAGGAUUCAGAUGAUGAUAAACCAUUAAAUUCUAGACUCCCGGUUGGAGGAUCCAAGGGAAGCAUUUCUGAGGUGAACAGAAGGCCCAGCAGUUCUGGUCCUGCUGCGUUAGCAAAAGACCUAGGAAUAAAGGAGGAAGAUUCGGAGGAUGAUAUACCAUUAUCACAUAAAUUUAAACAGAAGUCAAAUGCCGGGGAAUCUAGCAAUGCAUAUGAUUCUGAUGAGGGCAAACCUUUUGCAUCAAAACCUCGGCAAAAUGGUACAAAUGUCAAAGAUAAUGUUAAAAAUCCCUCUACUGCAAUAAAUAAAAGACCCUCUGCUGAAGUCAAAUGUUCAGGCCAGUCUCCAGUGAAAAAGGCGAAGCAUACAGCUGCAUCUACACCAGUUAACGGUAAGAAAGUAACAGUCAAAGCAGAACCGAAAAAAGAAGCUGAUGACAGUGACGAUGAUAAUGCUACUAUCAGCCAGAGAGUCAAGAAGCCAGCCACCCCAAUCAGUAAAGCAUCCGAUAAAAAGAAAUCAGCAGUCUCUGUUUCUUCUUCACUUAAUAAAGUUAAUAAGAAUUCUAAAAAAAUCACUAAAAGCACUCAAUUUUCGAAGUCUUUGAAGGUCCCCCCUGGCUCUGGUGAAGGUCAGAAAUGGACAACCUUAGUUCAUAACGGUGUCAUUUUCCCUCCUCCGUACAAGCCGCACGGGGUUAAGAUGCUGUACAAAGGAAAGCCAGUUGACCUAACUCCUGAACAAGAGGAGGUUGCAACAAUGAUUGCUGUUAUGCAAGAUACUGAAUACAUGACAAAACCUGUGUUCAGAGAGAAUGUCAUGAAUGACUGGAAAAAAAUACUCGGAAGAAACCACAUAAUUAAGAAUCUGGAUGACUGUGAUUUCACCCCAAUCUAUGAGUGGCAUCAGACUGAAAAGGAGAAGAAGAAACAAAUGAGUGCAGAAGAGAAGAAAGCAGUGAAAGAAGAGAAGCUGAAACAAGAGGAAAAGUACAUGUGGGCGGUCGUUGAUGGUGUCAAGGAAAAGGUUGGGAAUUUUAGAGUUGAACCACCGGGGUUGUUUAGAGGCCGUGGAGAGCAUCCAAAGAUGGGAAAAUUGAAAAAGCGUAUAUCCCCAAGUGACAUUACUAUAAAUAUCGGAAAAGAUGCUCCAAUACCAGAAUGCCCAAUUCCUGGAGAGAGCUGGAAAGAAGUUAGGCAUGAUAAUACUGUUACUUGGUUAGCCUAUUGGAAUGAUCCAAUCAAUGGAAAAGAGUUUAAAUACGUGUUCCUAGCAGCUAGCAGUUCCUUAAAAGGACAAAGUGACAAGGAAAAAUAUGAGAAAGCAAGGAAGUUAAAGGGGUAUAUUGAGGGCAUUAGAACAGCUUACACUAAAGAUUUUUCUAGUAAAGAUGUUACAAAGCGACAAAUAGCAGUGGCAACUUAUCUGAUUGAUAAACUAGCUCUGAGGGCAGGAAAUGAGAAGGAUGAUGACGAGGCUGAUACUGUUGGUUGUUGUACAUUAAAAGUAGAAAAUGUUGAACCAAGCCCUCCAAAUAUUUUGAAGCUUGACUUUCUUGGUAAAGAUUCUAUUAGAUACCAGAACGAGGUCGAGGUUGAAAUCCCUGUGUUUAAGGCAAUUCAACAGUUCAGAAGUGGGAAAAAAGGUAGUGAUAAUCUUUUCGACAAGCUCGACACAUCUAAACUGAAUGCCCAUCUAAAGGAAUUGAUGCCCGGUCUUUCUGCAAAAGUCUUCCGUACAUAUAAUGCAUCCAUAACAUUAGAUGAGAUGUUAAACAAGGAAACAAAAGGCGGAGAUGUUUCUCAGAAGGUUGCUGUUUACCAGCAUGCCAAUAAAGAGGUAGCAAUUAUUUGCAAUCAUCAACGUAGUGUCUCAAAGUCCCAUAGUACACAAAUGAUGAGGUUGGAUGAGAAGAUAAACGAGCUAAAGAAUCUUAUUGAAGAGCUGAAAACUGAUUUAAGUAGGGCAAAGAAAGGGAAGCCACCACUAAAAGGUUCUGAUGGGAAGACAAAGAGGAACAUGAAUCCAGAAGCGAUAGAGAAGAAGAUCGCUCAAACCAAUGUAAAGAUUGAAAAAAUGGAGCGAGAUAAGGAAACCAAGGAGGAUUUGAAAACUGUGGCGUUGGGUACAUCAAAAAUAAAUUAUCUUGAUCCUAGGAUUACCGUAGCUUGGUGCAAGCGGUAUGAAGUUCCCAUUGAGAAGAUGUUCAACAAGUCUCUUCUGGCAAAGUUUGCUUGGGCAAUGGAUGUUGAGCCGAGCUUCAGAUUCUAACUCUGUGCCGACUCAGAACCCCAACCUUUCCUCUUUGACCCCGUUUCCCCCUUAUUUUCCAUUUUAGUUAUACAUUUUUUUUAAUACAUAUAUUUAACUGCGGAAACUUCGUGUUGUAUUGAGUAAUCUGAAUCAAUAUGGCGAGUUGCCUCCCUGUAUCCGUUUAUUUAGAUUGCUCAAUGUGUAAAAGCAGCUCUGAAGAAUUGUCUAAUAACAAAGUACUACUUGUAAUGACAUACAGGGCUAUUACCUAA